This is a messenger RNA of Scleropages formosus (Asian bonytongue), 714 nucleotides long. RefSeq names its product centrosomal protein of 164 kDa-like. Gene Ontology annotation, molecular function: protein binding. The transcript is spliced from 5 exons. The record is from RefSeq and is a predicted model, not a curated record. Lineage: Eukaryota; Metazoa; Chordata; Actinopteri; Osteoglossiformes; Osteoglossidae. The coding region runs from base 1 to 714 and encodes 237 amino acids.
AUGUCUUUUCCGUACAGCGAGGAGUUGCUGAAAAAGGAGAUCCGACAGUUCGCCCGAGACAUUGGCAUCAACCCCAUCGAGGAGCCAGAUCUCAUGUGGUUGGCACAGGAGGGCAUCCGGAAGCCUCUGUCCGCUGAGUGGAAGCUCUGCCUGGACAGGACAGGGAAGAAGUAUUUUUUCAACUUCUCCACGUUGGAUUUCAUCUACGAGCACCCUUCGAAGGAGCCUUACCGCAUCCGGGUGGCGCAGGAGCGGGAGCGUUUGCGUGCCCAGUCCAAAGACGUAGCCGCUAAAAAUGAGAAAAAUACGAAACUAAAGGAGGAAAAAAAGGAACGUAAGGAGAAGAAGCCACUCAAGGCCUUUUCAGCUCCUGUCUCUGGCCUGGGCUCCAGUCCAAUAGGACUUAGCCCAGAGAAGAAUGUACCUUUUUCCUCACCUGACCAAGAUGAUAAACAGCAUAAAUUCUCUGAAGAAGAGGACAGUGAGGACAGCGAUGUUAUCGUGGUGAGCAGGGCAGCUCCCCCGGAGAAGAUAAGGUCAGAGCUGAAGGUCACAAUGGUGAAGAGACAGAACCAGUACACUGUAAAAAAGACAGAAGACAAAAAAAUCAAACAUCACGUCUUCAGAAAGGACAAGACUGAACUUCAGAUCACGUCACGGAAAGGAAAUCAUAAGAAUGUGAAAGAUAAAUCAUUUGAAAAAGUUUAUAAAUAA